Molecule: messenger RNA, 528 nt
Organism: Knipowitschia caucasica
Lineage: Eukaryota; Metazoa; Chordata; Actinopteri; Gobiiformes; Gobiidae
Source: the annotation of a GenBank genome assembly
AUGGAGGCCACGUCACUUCAGCAGUUUGUGCUGAUUCAGAGGACUCUCACUCAGUGGUUUAAUCGAAGAGAGAACACCCAGGAAGUCACUGUCCUCUCCCAGGGCCUUGCUGCAGAGGACUGCCUCGCUGUGGCCAGCUCACAGCUUCCUGCUCCACGGGAAAGCCUGGAUGAGGCUUCCUCCACAUCAAGGGCCCGGCACGAAUUUGUCCUGCCUCCAAACCGAGCGGGACAAACGACCUGCCAGUGCUACAGUUGUGCGGCCCAUCACCCCAGCAGCUCCUCUUCCUUUAGUUCCUGCGCCACUGCCCCAGAUUUUUGUUUUGAACCCUGUGCCCACGCUGAUUUCCAAAGGUGCAGGUGGCCCUUCAGCUGCUCGUCUCCUGGCUCCAACUCCUGUGUUUCCUGCCGCGCCCGAGGCUCCUGCUCCCACUGCCCCAGUGUCUGUGCCCCGCUUCACGCAGAGAAACAGACGACGCAGGGCAGAAAAGGAGGCCAGUGGAACUCACAAAAGACGAUAUGUCCGUGA